ACCUGGUGGGAGAUGGCUCCACACAAUUUUGAGAGAUGGCGACCCUGGUCCGCCGGGGCCGACCGCUGUUUGGGUGUUGUACAACAAUCGACCUCGUGCUGAAUCGUGCAUACCGGCAGGUGGAUUUCCUUUUUUAUUCUGUAAUUGGGCCAUCGGAGGAGUCGUGCAUUCGAAGGAUUGCAUCGCUGACAUGUUCUCUCAUCUUGUUUCUUGUCAAUUGCGGACGUUGUUGGAUCUGCGAAUUAGGCGUCUGCGAUACGCAUGCGCAGUCACCAUUCGUCCGGAAUGCCCGCUAUUGGCUUGCUCUUCUCCAAUGAGGGACCCGAUUCAUUCACCCAGCUGUUUGCUUGUCGAUCGUUGCAUUCGACAGAACAUGGUGUUGAGGCUGCCAUUCCACAUGUGCAUGCAAUUGGCCUCAUAUCGCACAGACAUACAUCAGUUCGUCCUUUGUUUCCACCUUCCGACUGGAUUUACUAUCGGACUUUAUUGGGAUAUCUCAAUGGCAGCCUACCGUAUGGGAAUCAUGGACCUUUCAUUCGGAAUGGUCAGGUAUAAUGGCUCGGGAGAGAUUGGAAUGCAAGGGUCUCAGGCACCCGCCCCUUCAAUUGGCAGCGAAGAGCGCAAAGGAGUUAUUACUCGUAGUGGCCUAGGGGUGGUUCGGUUCUGGGGCGAUUUCUUGAACCGAGAUUGCUAAACUACAAUACAUAUUACGAUGUGAAAUACUUGCAUUUGGACUCGGUAAACUGAUUGACAAUAUUCC
Messenger RNA from Cantharellus anzutake, 760 nucleotides. RefSeq lists its product as uncharacterized. NCBI's taxonomy places the organism in Eukaryota, Fungi, Basidiomycota, Agaricomycetes, Cantharellales, Hydnaceae. The transcript has a single exon. Bases 191 to 694 code for a protein of 167 amino acids. The record is from RefSeq and is a predicted model, not a curated record.